Molecule: messenger RNA, 1418 nt
Organism: Anneissia japonica
Lineage: Eukaryota; Metazoa; Echinodermata; Crinoidea; Comatulida; Comatulidae
Product: chromatin modification-related protein MEAF6-like
Exons: 6
Coding region: 112-672 (186 amino acids)
Cellular component (GO): NuA4 histone acetyltransferase complex
Source: RefSeq, a predicted model, not a curated record
UAGGUGGCGGCAAAAGGAUUCGAUGAAGUAACCAGUAAUUUCCUCAUCGAACAUCGAAUUGUUGUUUCUUUGAUUAAAAUAAAGCACUGGUUUGUUGUACCUAGAAAAAUCAUGUCUUCAAAGUCUUCACAAUCUCAGACUGCAGAUACAAGAUCUGAAUUGUCAGAACUUGUUAAAAGGAGGACGGAAAUUGCAGAAACACUUGCCAAUUUGGAACGCCAAAUUUAUGCAUUUGAGGGAAGUUACUUGGAAGAUACUGCACUCUAUGGAAAUAUCAUCCGUGGAUGGGAUCGCUACCUUACUAACAAGAACACAAACAGCAAAACAGAUAAAAGGAACAGAAAAUUCAAGGAAGCAGAUCGUUUGUUUUCCAAAUCGUCUAUAACAUCACACCUGGCAUGCAGUGGUUUGUCAGAUCAAUCAUCAAUUGAUAAACGUGAAGCUCGAGAGUCUGUUAGUGCUUUGGCUGAUGUGUCACAAGCGAAGUUUGAGAUGACGGACCCUGAUAUGCUUGAUGGAGAUACCAUAGCACAUAGCAAUAAUACAAGUGAACACAGGGAUAGUAGUCAUAGUAGCAGUAAGAAGAGCAGUUCACACAAGAAAAGGAAAAACAAGAACAAACACAGAUUAGAAGUGAAACUAAAGAAAGGCAGACAUAGUGAUGACUAUUGAGUAUGCAGUGGAGUAUUCAUCGUUGAAUUGUACCAGGAACAUGGACUGAAUAUGUGCGUGUAUGUUUUUGUGACUGUCGUUUUGUGGGACCUUAGCCAAAAGGUACAUUAAGAUCAUAAGAUUCAGGAUGGAGAACUAAUGAGAGGAUUGAGUCUUGAUGAUACAUAUUCUGCUAACUGCUGAGGAAACAUUUAAUAAUAAGUCAAGCACAACUAAUUCUGAUUUGUAUCUAAAUAAAGCUUGGUUUCCAUACAAUUGUUACCAUAUCACUGACACCUUUCGAUGAUGCUGAUUGAUUGGUCGCUGUAGCGAUAGUGUAGCGAUUUUAAGGAAACUUGGCUUCACAAUUAUAGAGGUUAGCAAGGAGAUUAAUGAUAAUUAUAUACAGUACUGUACACUACAUGCAUUUUUACUAGUUGGCAGGUUGCUACCCAUUACAAUUGUGCGAUUUUUAUAUGCUUACUACUACUGUAGUAGUAAGAUGUAUAGGAACACAGUGUACAAGGUACCCAAAUAAUAGAAUAAGCAGAGAUCUAACAAUUAUUUAAUUUUAUUCAAUUUCUUUAUUAAAUGCUUAAAUUCAUGUAAAUAAUACAACUAUUCAUUAUUUUCAUUUGCAUCCAUAUAUAAAGUAUUUGGUGCAAUGGAAAGAUACAAAUUCGUUUGGUUUUGUACUGUAUAUUAUUGGUUAUUUGACAUCAUUAUUUUAGUGUCUGUUUUCUAAUAAUAAAUAUUUGUAUCUUUAA